Mucor mucedo is the source of this 876-nucleotide messenger RNA. RefSeq lists its product as uncharacterized. Bases 1 to 876 code for a protein of 291 amino acids. The transcript is spliced from 5 exons. The record is from RefSeq and is a predicted model, not a curated record. Lineage: Eukaryota; Fungi; Mucoromycota; Mucoromycetes; Mucorales; Mucoraceae.
AUGAUGUUCAAAGUUACAGGCGUUCAUACACCUUUGACAUCCUCUAAAUUUUCCGAAAAUCCCAGUAUUGUCAUUACAAGCUUGUUUAAAAUCUUAAGUGAACUACGGAAAUGUCCAAUGUGGCUCAAACUGUUGCUGUGGAGGAGCCUCAAGAUUCUGUAUCUUAACCUCGGACUGAAACGUCAAUAUGUAACGAUUGAUAUUGCUACUUUAAAAAUUCACGUUAAUAGAUCUGACAUUAUCAAACGUAUCACAGUUUAUGAUCAAUCGCUGGAUGCAUAUGCCCGAGAUUCGACUUACUUCAUGAGUCUAUUUGCUUUGAAAAAAGCUGGGACAAUCUGGAAGGUAACGAUUCUGUCUUAUAACUUUGGCCCAUAUAGAAAAAAUAACAUUUUAUAUUAUUGCAGUAUCACCACUGAAAUGCUUAACAGAAGACAAGUCAUGAUGCCCAGACCUGCAGUUCCCAAUGACAAAGAAGAUAUAAAGCUUGAAAUGAACGAUUUCGAAAUAUGGGAGAUGCAAGAGGUAGUCAGAUUGUGGGGUGCCGAUCCGGGUGUCACUGGCAUAUUUGUUGCGAGCGAGGUAAAUGGAAAUAAUGCGCAUGAAAUAAGACACGCUUUUAUAUUCUAUGAUGGUCUAUUUACGGGCCUUCGCUUCUUUAAUUACCGUGGCCAGCAAAGAAUGGAUGAUGAACUUACGGUAAAUCCCACCCGUGCAGAAACAAGGCAGAUUACAAGCAAAAAGGCGCGAAAAGACAAAGAGAAAGAAGAAUCAGAAAAAAAUAACCCUGCAGUGUGUAUACAAGGGAAAGGACGAAUAAAUGCAAAGACUAUUGAAGGGUCCCAGAAUCAAGUAAAUCUCACAAAACGUGAUUGA